AUGGCCAAUGAUGCUGGGGAGGCUGCCAACGCAACAGUCCGGAUAGUCCACAGUCCAGACGCCUGCCAGGGCGCCGCUGCCCUGGAAGAGGUCGCCCCUGUUGACCUCGCGUCGGCGGCAGCCGCCGGGCAGCUGCCAACCAGCUUCUUCCAGCUGGUGGCAGGUGACGACGGCGUCAGCGACGGGGAGGAGGUGUGUAUAUCAUACGGCCACGCCUGGCCGGCCGAGCCCUAUUUCAUGCUGUUUGGGUUUGUGCCAGACGCCAACCCCUUUGAGAGCGUGGUGGUAUACACAGGUCUGGCUGACCUGGCACAGCAUUACUGUGACUACUGCAGCAGCAGCAGCAGCAGUAGCCGCAGCAGCAGCAGCAGCAGCAGCAGCAGCAGCAGCAGCAGCAGCGCCAGGACUAGCGCAAGCAGCAGCAGCGGCGGCAUCAGCAGCGGCGGCGGUGGCGGUGGCGACAUCGGCGGCAGCGGCGACCGGGAAGGACUGCAACGGCAGCAGCAGCAGCAGCAGCAGCAGCAGCAGCAGCCUGCAGAGAACGAGGCAUCCGGUGGAAGCCAGGAGCCCUAUUUCUGGCAGAGAGUAGCUGAGCGGGCGGUGGAGGCGAGUGGACAGGACGGAGCCUCGGGCAGCCUGUCCACAUUCGACCGGCUCGUGGUGACAGCCGGCGGCCUCGAUGGCCGCCUGGCGCGGGCCGUGCAAGUUGUCACCGCCGCCGCCGCCGCCGAUGCACGGGAGCGGCAGCGGCUCCAAGGCGGCGGCGCCGGCGAGGGCGGUGGUGUGGCGGACAGCGGUUUGGAGGUGCCUGCUGGGCUGCGGGAUGUCAGUGUGGGUGAGCUGGUGGUGGACCGCCUGCAGUGGAUCAGGGCAGCACUCGUUGAGGCGCCAGAGCAUGGAAAUGGUGACAGCAAAGACCUCAACGACACUGGAGAUGGCGGUAGGGCCGCGGAGCUGGUUGCUGAGUACAGGCGGUCAAAGCUGGCAGUCGUUGACGCCGCGUGCGCGGCGAUGGCGCCGAAGUAG
Messenger RNA from Monoraphidium neglectum, 1026 nucleotides. RefSeq lists its product as hypothetical. Bases 1 to 1026 code for a protein of 341 amino acids. The transcript has a single exon. Lineage: Eukaryota; Viridiplantae; Chlorophyta; Chlorophyceae; Sphaeropleales; Selenastraceae. The record is from RefSeq and is a predicted model, not a curated record.